This is a messenger RNA of Aphidius gifuensis, 1197 nucleotides long. RefSeq lists its product as uncharacterized. Gene Ontology annotation, biological process: DNA integration. The coding region runs from base 1 to 1197 and encodes 398 amino acids. The transcript has a single exon. The record is from RefSeq and is a predicted model, not a curated record. Gene Ontology annotation, molecular function: nucleic acid binding. NCBI's taxonomy places the organism in Eukaryota, Metazoa, Arthropoda, Insecta, Hymenoptera, Braconidae.
AUGACAAGUGAAGAAAAAUAUCCGUUGAUACUGCCAAAAGAGUCGAAACUUACUGAACUGGUAUUACAUGAGUGUCAUGCAAAUACUUUGCAUGGUGGUGCACAACUUAUGUUGGCCACCUUGAGGCAACAAUAUUGGAUUGUUGGAGGACGUCUACCAGUCAGAAGUUUCAUUAAUAAAUGUGUUGUUUGUGUGAGACAUCGAGCUGAAGCUGCACAACAGUUAAUGGGUCAACUACCAGCAUCAAGAGUAUUGAAAUCAAGGCCAUUUCUCCAUACAGGAGUUGAUUAUGCUGGUCCAUUUGAACUGAAAACAUGGUCAGGUAAAUGCAACAGGUCAUACAAGGCCUACCUGGUUGUGUUUGUGUGUAUGGCUUCGUCAGCCGUUCAUCUCGACUUAGCAACUGACUAUACAACUGAGGGUUUUUUAGCAGCAUUUAAGCGAUUUGUCAGUCGUCGUGGACGAUGUGAGAAAUUGUUCAGUGACUGUGGCACUAAUUUUGUGGGUGCAGAUGCGGAGUUAAAACGCAUGUUUAAGGCAUCCUCAAAAGAAGUAAAAAAUCUGGCCAGUCUUCUAGCAAAAGAUGGUACAGAUUGGAGUUUUAUUCCACCUGGAUCACCACAUUUUGGUGGUAAAUGGGAAUCAGUUGUAAAGUCAGCCAAACAUCACAUCAAAAGAGUCAUAGGUGAUCAUAAACUCACCUACGAGCACUUCAGUACCUUUCUGACACAAGUUGAGUGUCUACUCAACUCUAGGCCAUUGUGUCCAAUGUCUGAGGAUCCUGAUGACCUCCAGGCAUUGACACCUGGUCACUUUCUCAUUGGGGAACCACUUAAUGCUGUGCCUGAGCCAUCAGUGUUAGAUGUCCCUGACAAUAGACUCAACAAGUGGCGAUUGUUGAGGAAGUUUAUGGAGUCAUUUUGGGACAGGUGGUCGAAGGAGUACUUGCAAAAGUACUUGGUCAGGUCAAAGUGGUUAAAGACAUCUCCAUGCAUUAAAGUGGGUACAAUGGCUUUGGUCAUUGAUGAGAGAUUGCCACCCGGUAAAUGGGCAUUGGCACGAGUAACUGAAGUGUUUCCUGGAGCUGACGGAUUAGUCAGGGCAGUCACUGUGAAAACACAAACUGCUGAGUAUCAGAGGCCAGUGGCUAAGUUAUGUGUUUUGCCAAUUGAGGUCACAGAUGAGGUUGACAAUUAA